Molecule: messenger RNA, 3110 nt
Organism: Spodoptera exigua (beet armyworm)
Lineage: Eukaryota; Metazoa; Arthropoda; Insecta; Lepidoptera; Noctuidae
Source: the annotation of a GenBank genome assembly
UGCUGUAUACGUGAGGAGAUCUUUUCAUGUAAACUAUUCUAUAGAUCAUUUUUUAAAUAUAAUUAAUUAAUGUAAAGCCUAAGAGUAAGAACAAUUCAAGUUGACUUCACAAUCUUAAUAUAGCUGAAAUGAGGCAAGAAACAGCUCCGUAACAAAUUCGAUUAAACAUCAAUAGGUUGCCAUUAAUACUGAAGGAAAGUUCGAACCUGUUCACUCGGUGAUCCAAUAAUGCCGGCGAAACUGCUUCACUUGUAAACUCCCGCCUAAUGUAUUCCUAAACCGGUGUCUUAGUUCUGUAAUCACCAAUAAAGUAAUUACGUAAACUUUGUGCGGACGCGAAAAUCGGGAAGUGUUCCAAAACUUAAUCCAUUCAAACAAGGGAAUAAUCGUUCUCAUUAAAAUGUAAAUGCGUCGGAUUGUGACGAGAGCUUCAAUGGAGUCACCCGAGUUUUCCUUCGAUACGCUUUUCCGCUUUUCAAAUAAUAUUAUGCAGGAGUCGGUAUUAUUCUCCAAACUAACGGCUAACUUCUUGCCCACAUACUUUAUGUUUGCUGCGGAACAGCGGAGUGCUUGGAGUUGUUUCUCCUUCCUUACUAUGAAAACUUUUGGUAAUUCAGCAAUCAACGUACUAAUAAUAAGUUUGAGCGCUGGCCAAUUAUUCCAUAAAUAUUCUCAACCAAAGAAAAGCAAUAUACCUCACGAUAUUUUUACUAAUACAUUUUAUUUCAUUAUAGUCUGAGCCAAAUGGAAAAGCAGCGUCGACUCCAGGCAGUGAGACUCCUGAGAGAGCGAAUUGGGGACGACCUUUGGAGUUUAUCCUCGCCUGUCUUGGAUACGCCGUAGGUUUGGGCAACGUUUGGAGAUUCCCUUACCUGUGUUAUAGAAAUGGAGGCGGUGCUUUCCUUAUUCCAUUCUUCCUCAUGUUACUCUUCAUUGGAUUGCCUAUAUUUUACUUGGAGCUGUACAUUGGCCAGUACACAGGAAUAGGACCCUUGCAAGCCUUCACUGCCAUUUCUCCAUUCUUUAGCGGCUUAGGUUAUUGUACCCUCGUUGUGAUCUCCAUUAUUUCGAUAUACUACAUGAUCAUCGUCGCCUGGACCUUGUUUUACACGAUUGUGUCCAUCGCUGGCAACCUUAAUUGGGGUUAUUGUGAUAACGAUUACAAUACUGACGCCUGCUACAGUGGGAAAUACGACAACCAUUGUAGAGAAAAUAACACAGGAGCCGCCUCGGACCUUACCUACUAUCUCCGGAAAUGUAUCAGCAUUGGAGAUAUCUGUGAACUAACCGGCUUCCAACCUUAUGAUGGCACGCAGUGUUUGAACGGGACGGAACCAAUCCCAUGGUACACAAAUGCAAAUAGGAUCUUGGCGUCAGAGGAAUAUUACAAUGAACGUGUAUUGGGCAGGGGUGAUUCCACGUGGGAGAACUGGGGCUCAAUACAAUGGCAUUUAGUAGGAUGUCUCGCAUUAUCAUGGCUUAUUGCAUUCUUCUGUGUUAUCAAGGGGGUCCAAUCAGCUGGCAAAGUGGUGUACUUCACUGCUUUGUUCCCCUACGUGAUGUUAACAGCUUUAAUGAUCCGAGGAGUGACUCUGGAAGGAGCUGCUGAUGGAGUCCUGUUCUACUUGUCGCCGGAUUGGAACACCCUGCUCGAUGCUCGAGUUUGGGGUGAUGCUGCUUCACAGAUCUUCUACUCCUUCGGUGUGGCGUGUGGGUCUCUUGUCACCUUGGCUUCGUAUAACAAAUUCAACAACAACUGUCAUUUUGAUGCAGUCUUCGUCAGUUUUGCGAACUUCUUCACAUCUGUUUACGCUGGUUUCGCCAUCUUCUCCGUGUUAGGUUUCCAAGCUCAACUCAUGGGUGUUAGAAUAAGCGAUGUGGCGACAGAAGGACCUGGCUUAGCAUUUGUCGUUUACCCCGAAGCGUUACUUCAGAUGCCCGUCCCUCAGUUGUGGUCAAUCUUAUUCUUCUUGAUGUUGUUCAUCCUUGGUUUGGGAAGUCAAUUCGCUGGCAUUGAAGCGAUCAAUACCGCUAUUGUUGAUAGAUGGCCACAUUUAAGGAAGAAUUAUUGGAGGGUUACUGCAUUCACAUGUACAGCAUGCUUCUUAUUGGGAAUACCGAUGUGUUUCAGCGGUGGAGUGUACUUGUUCCAACUUCUAGAGUGGAACACUGCCUCUUGGGCUAUUCUGUUGAUUGGUAUGGCUGAGUGUGUUGCUGUAUCUUGGAGUUACGGUAUCAACAGAGCUAUGAACGAUCUCAAAUCUAUGGGCAUGCCACUCAAUAAAGUACUCCGUUUCUACUGGAAAGCUGUCUGGACAGUCAUCGUCCCUAUAGUCAGUGUUGGUAUCCUGAUCUUCAUUCUCUACGAUUGGACGACUCCUUCAUAUGAAGGUUACGUAUUUCCAUUGUUCGCUGAUUUGCUGGGCUGGGCUGUUGGUCUAUCAACACUCGUCCUAUUCCCAGUUGGCGUUGGAUGGGCCUUGUAUCAUGGAUAUAGGCAAAGAAUUGUUCACACCAACUGAGGCCUGGCAACCAGCAAACAAGGCUCUCAUCGCUCCUCGCUCAGACUCAAUCGUAACAACAGAUUCCGUACAUCAAGGACCAUAUGACAAUAUGGGAUACAUAAUGUGAACAUAUCUUAAUAUAAAUAAUACUAACACGAGUAUCUAGUCAAAUGAAUUUGGUUAUACUGAACCAAACUCAAUAUACUAGCAUUAAGUUCAAAAUACAUCGUGGAAGCGACUUAAAAAGAAAACAAUAGUCGCAUUUCAGGGCUCAAAUCUGCAUCGCCAGUUUUGUAACUGUUGAUUUGUUUUUGCAAAUUGAGCCCUAUAAUUUAUGGCAAAUGUUUAAAAUCGAACAGCAAUGAUAUGCUAUCUAUUUUGUUGCCUGUAUAAACUUUGUAAGUCGGAAGACAGAACAUUUCAGAGUGAUUGAGAGUAAUCUCCGACAUUGAUGGUGCUAAAAAUUAAAUACCUAUAAUGUUAGCAACUCAUGAUAGCUCUGGUAGUUCUUCUUCAGGUCAACUUAGCCAUCAGAUCGGUAAUACUGCUGGCAUCAACAGCAGAAAAAAUGUCUAACAAAAUGACGUGUAAUAUAACAAUCAUUAA